Molecule: messenger RNA, 1284 nt
Organism: Aspergillus calidoustus
Lineage: Eukaryota; Fungi; Ascomycota; Eurotiomycetes; Eurotiales; Aspergillaceae
Source: the annotation of a GenBank genome assembly
AUGUCCUCUCCUGCUCAUUCAACUUCCGACCUGCCUCCCUUAGGAGUGGACGACCUGGUAUACUGGCCUGAAGACGACGUUGAGAACCUGGAAGGUUAUCGCCCCGGCGGGUAUCAUCCAACCUAUAUCAAUGACGAGUUCUCAAAUGGCCGAUACAAAGUUGUUCACAAAAUCGGCUACGGAUCCUACUCAACUGUCUGGCUUGGUCGUGGCCAAUUAGUGAACCGCUAUGUUGCGUUGAAAAUCAUCGUUGGCGAGGCGUCAACCAAUGGCGCUGAGUUAAAGAUUCUUCAACAUCUACGAUCUGACUCAUCUAUUCACCUACGACAGCAGUAUAUCGCGUCCUUACUGGAUGUAUUCACUUUUAGGGGGCCAAACGGGGAACAACAAUGCCUGGUCAGUGAGGUUGGCGGGUGCAGUAUUGCGCUAUCCAAGGAAAAUAGCUCUAAUUUCAUGUUUCCAAUUGACACCGCGCGAUCCAUUGCGGCUCAAGUUGUAAUGGGCCUGGCCUAUAUGCAUUCAUGUGGUGUCGUUCAUGGAGAUCUACAUGCUCGAAAUAUCCUAAUUCAACCGACACACAUGGAUGAUAUGACCACGGAUGAGAUAUAUGAGCGGUUUGGCCAGCCAUUCGAAAUACCGGUCGUGCGGAAUGAUAAAGCCACCCUCGGACCGGAAGCGCCCAGCAACGCCAUCAUACCGAUGAACUUGAUUGCUCCGAGUAAUGAAGUGGUCGACAGCAAAAUUAAGAUCACCGACUUUGGCACAUCCUUCUUCGUCGAUGGUCCGCCGGCGAAACUACAUACUCCAACUUCUCUACUCCCACCAGAAGCAUUUUUCCACGAACCUAUCGGUCCACCUGCUGAUAUCUGGACACUUGGCUGCACCCUAUUCGACAUCCUCGGUGAACGCACCAUCUUCGAAACAUGGGCCGACGACCGCGACGAUGUCAUCGCGGAGAUGGUCAGUGCGUUGCGGAACUUGCCUACGAGAUGGUGGCGGAAGUGGAAGAAAAGACCCGAUUUUUUCCUCGAAGACGGAAAAUCCUGGAACCCAAAGUUUGACCGCAUGCAAACCCCGGUUUUCAGGCCUCUGGAACAGCGGCUUCGGCAAAUGGGUCGCGGAAGUACCCCUGAAACGUGCGAACUGGACGAGGCGGAGAGGGCGAGCCUGAAAAGUCUUCUGUCUGCUAUGUUGGUUUAUGAACCGUCGGAACGGAUCACAGCAGACGGCACAAUGCACUCUGCAUUUCUGCAGCCUUGGGCAAUCGCAGUGCCAAUCACUUGA